AUCAGACUCGUUCUUAAAAAAAAAACAAAUUCCACAGUCAGUCGAAUAGCCCUAGCCCAUACAAGAUAGUCUAUAGUAAUCUGUGGCUCAUUCUUGCAAUUCAGUGAAAUGGCGGGAGUUCAAAAAGUCCGAUUAAAUAAUUUGAACAUUAAUUUAAAAAACGCAUUGAUUAUCGGCAUUAUUAUUGCUAAGAAUAGUCCCCGUACAGUAGGAUCCAAGAAAAAAAAUAAUGAAUCUAGAGGAGUAACAUCUUUCACUGUAAGAGAUUCAGAAGUAGACACGAUCAAUGUCGAUGUUUGGGGAUCUGAAUAUUUUGUUUUAACUUUUUAUGAAAGAUUUUUAGUUGGGGAUGUUAUUGAAAUCACAUCACCAAAAAUUUGCAUUAAAACAGGAGACAAUGAAGCAUACAGGCCUCAGGUGACUUCACCGUUUUACUUGAGCCUAAACGAGGGUAUGUCAGAUGUAAGCAUCCACGCCGGAGACGCCUUUAGCAUGUACUUACCGCUCCUCCACAUACCGACAAAGCAAUGUUCAGGAUACUAUGGACUUGCUGAAGUUUUGAAAUUGCCAGAUACAUCCAAUAACGUUUACGUGGAUUUGCUGGUGGUUGUAAAAACAGUAACACCUGCAAAAUCUAUAAGGACUAAAACUGGAGUGGACAUGUCAGUGCGUGGAGUGGAGAUAAUAGACAAUACGACGCCAGCUUCCGUUAACUUGGAUAUUUUUGACAUCGAUACUAUACAAAGAGCUGAUGAAUGGCGUCCUUUAGAAAGCGUGCUGUUCAUUGCGGACGCUCGAGUGUCUUGGCGGUCUAGGGCCGUUACUGUACAAGUGUGUGCCCGAACCGUGAUCACCCACCAACCUCAUACAGCAGAUGCAGAAGCUCUUAGGUUGCAUAUACGAAACCAAUCCACAACGCGUGGUGGUGAAGCAGCGGCAUGGGCAGCGUGGAGUGGUGAACGCUCAUGCGCAGCAUCUGUGGCGCAAAUUCGCGACCGAGUCGCAGGCGCAGCGCCAUUCUGCGCAUCUUUACAUGCUUUACUUACACACCUGGAUAUGGAUGAGCUUGAUAACUUGGAUAAUAAUCCCGAAGAAAGUAUUCGGGUGCGUUUCGCUGAUCACACCGGAGAAUUGACUGCACGACUUCCUAUUAAUGUUCUUGAAGAUACGUUGGGAUAUUCAAUCCAGCAAUUAAAGGCUAUGCCAUCGGAUAAUAGAGCAGCGGUGCGUUGGGCGAUUCUUUUGGAGCAAUGUACCGUAAAACUGGGAGCUUCACCACCUCGCCUCAUCGUUUUAUCACUAAGACGAGCCACACAAGCUGAUCCGAUUCCACUUUAUUAA
Molecule: messenger RNA, 1341 nt
Organism: Spodoptera exigua (beet armyworm)
Lineage: Eukaryota; Metazoa; Arthropoda; Insecta; Lepidoptera; Noctuidae
Source: the annotation of a GenBank genome assembly